Messenger RNA from Didymodactylos carnosus, 1092 nucleotides. Lineage: Eukaryota; Metazoa; Rotifera; Eurotatoria; Philodinida; Philodinidae. The record is from the annotation of a GenBank genome assembly.
AUGGAUUUAACAUUUCCUUGUAUUCAAGGAGGCUGUGGUGCACGUUGUACAAAUGAUCUACAAACUCGAUGUAAAGAAUUAGAAAGUUCAUUGUGGUGCUCCAAAAAUCGUGGAGUUAACUAUAGAAAAUAUAAAAUGUCUUUAUCUAAAUAUCACUCAUUUUGUAGUGGAAGUUUUAAUAAUAAUAUAGUAAUCAAAAAUAUAGAGCCACCUGUAAUGAUAAAAAACCCUGUGUAUAGUGGCUAUUGUAACAGAGGUUUUUACCUUUUAUUAUCCAAUGAUCAACCAGUUUGUUUUUGUCCACCAAGUUAUUAUGGUGAUCAAUGUCAAUUUAAUAGUCGACGAAUUACAUUACGUAUAAAACUCAAUCGUCGACAUCGAACAGAUGUUUCAGCUAUUGUCUAUAUUCUUGCACUAUUAUUAUGUAACAAUACAAUUAUUAUUGAUCAUACGCAUUUUAUUGACUCAAUACAAGAUAGUUUAAAGCAUGAAAGUUAUUUACUCUAUUCUCGUAUGAAAUUAAAUUGUAUUUAUACCGUACAAUUCGAAGCGUUUAAUAAUUAUAAAUUGCUUACUGUUUGGAAAUAUAAUGUUUCAUUUGAUUUUUUACCUUCAUUUCGUUUAGCAAAGAUAUUGCAUUUUCCAAACAUUGAUAUACGUCUUCCCUAUGUUUGUUCAAUUAAUACUUGUCGAAAUAAUGGUACUUGCUAUAUUAUUAAUAAUAAUAAGAUAUUAACAUUUUGUUAUUGUACAAACGGCUGGUAUGGACAAUUCUGUGAACAAUGGGAUAAUGAUAGUUAUUGUUCGCUCGAGAAUAGUAUAUAUCGUUUUAAAUCAUUAUGUAUAUGUAAGGAAGGUUAUGUUUCACCUAACUGUUAUCUAAAAAAUACAAUAUGUGAAUCAUUUCCUUGUUUAAAUAAUGGAACAUGCUAUUCAUAUCCAAAUGAAAAUAAUAGCUACAAAUGUAUUUGUCCAAUUGGCUAUGAUGAUGCAAGAUGUCAAAAUCAGGUACCGUUUUUGAAUAUAUAUACACAAUCAAACACAACAUAUAUAGGAUUUUUUGGAAAGUAUAUCAAUUCAUCUUUGCAAUAG